Erinaceus europaeus (western European hedgehog) is the source of this 1704-nucleotide messenger RNA. It is a transcript of the gene SHISA8, whose product is annotated as shisa family member 8. NCBI's taxonomy places the organism in Eukaryota, Metazoa, Chordata, Mammalia, Eulipotyphla, Erinaceidae. The coding region runs from base 310 to 1491 and encodes 393 amino acids. The transcript has 4 exons. Gene Ontology annotation, cellular component: postsynaptic density; postsynaptic membrane; AMPA glutamate receptor complex. Gene Ontology annotation, biological process: regulation of short-term neuronal synaptic plasticity; regulation of AMPA receptor activity. The record is from RefSeq and is a predicted model, not a curated record.
CACCGCGCCCGCCGCGCCGGAGAGACCUCGGGGACCGCGCGGAGGCGAGGACCUGCAGCCGGCGGGGCGUCCCGGGACACGGUCUGGCCCGCUCGGGUCCGAGGUGAGCCCCGCGGAGGACGCGCCCCCGGAGGUGCGGCCCCGCGAGCUGCGCGCCGAGCCCCACCCGGGCUGGCGUCCCCGAGGCGGCGGGCGGCCGGCGGCCGGGAGCCCGCGCGGUCUGUGCGGCCGGGGAGCGGGCCCUGAGCCCGGUCGGGGGCGGCCGCGCUGCGCCAUGCGCGGGGCGCUGUAGCCGAAGGCGCGGGCCCGAUGGAGCGGGCCGGGGCGCGGGGGCCGGGGCUGGCGCUGCUGCUGCUGCUGGCGCGGCCGCCGUCGAGCCGCGCGGGAGCCCCCGACGCUCCGGAAGCCGCGGCCGCCCCGGCCACGGCGGCUCCGGCGGCUCCGGCGGCUCCGGCGGGAGGCGACCGCUGCCGCGGCUACUACGACGUGAUGGGCCAGUGGGACCCGCCCUUCAACUGCAGCUCGGGCGCCUACAGCUUCUGCUGCGGCACGUGCGGCUACCGCUUCUGCUGCCACGACGGGCCGCGGCGCCUCGACCAGAGCCGCUGCUCCAACUACGACACGCCGGCCUGGGUGCAGACCGGCCGGCCGCCCGCGCGCGCCCGCGACCCCGCGGCGCCCCGGGACCCGGCCCGCGAGCGCAGCCACACGGCCGUCUACGCGGUGUGCGGCGUGGCGGCGCUGCUCGUGCUGGGCGGCAUCGCGCUGCGCCUGGGCCUGGAGAGGGCGCACAGCCCGCGUGCACGCCGCGCAGUCACCAGGACACUGACAGAACUUCUAAAGCAGCCAAGUCCCCAGGAGCCACUGCCUCUACCUCUGGGCCCACCUCUGGGUAGCUGUGUGCAGGUGCAGAUGGGUGAUGGCCUGCCCCGGGGCUCCCCCCACAGCAGCACAGACAAGAAACGCCUCAACAGUGCGACUCUGGGGUCAGCGACACCUGGGCCCCCGCGUGGCCCCCGGCUGCAGGGCGGCGGCAGCUUGACACUCCAGCCUGACUUCGCCAAGUACGCCACCUUCAAGGCCUGCGUGCUCAAGGCCGCAGAAGCCGGCCCACAGGACUUGUCCCAGCGCUUUCCAGCAACCGAGCCCGCCCCGCUGACCCUUCCCGCGCGGGUCCCGCGGCACCCGGAGGACUUGCCCGCGCUGCUCGAGGCCUGUCCCUGGGCCCCGCCCGGCUACGCACCGCCCGUCGGCUCCGUCCCGUCGGGACACUACACCGCCUGGACAGCCGGCCGCCCAGCGCGGGGCCCCCGCGGCCCCCCGACGGCUCAGGCCUCCCCCGCACCCCGGCGGCCCGGCCACGCGCCCCGACGUCAGUUCAGCGCGGAGAAGCUGCCCGAGGCCUUGAGCGCGCGGCCCCCAGGCCUCUACGGCGCGGGCCGCGGCCCCCGGCACCUGAGCACCAACAGCAAAGCCGAGGUCACCGUGUGAAGACGGGGGUCUCCCCAGGCAGCGCUUCGCUCCAGCCCUCUUGUGCGCUGCCACUGCGCCUCAAAAUAAAUAAAUAAAAAGAGCUACGGGGGCCUCGGCGUUGCAGACCUGAGAAGGGACACACUGGGCCCGGGGCCUAGGUCCCUCAUGUAAAUAAACCCCUUUCUGGCUUCCAACCCCGAGAAUAAAGGAGCCACCUUAGCUGGGAGAGGC